Mycena citricolor is the source of this 1360-nucleotide messenger RNA. The record is from the annotation of a GenBank genome assembly. NCBI's taxonomy places the organism in Eukaryota, Fungi, Basidiomycota, Agaricomycetes, Agaricales, Mycenaceae.
CUUUCUGUUCUACCAAGUAACAUCUUAAACAUGCUCUGUCUUCUCCGUGAUCUAUUCCUGCGACGCCUUCCUCAUCCCUCUCCCGUAUCACCGGGCCUUGAUGAUCACCAGUCGCUUUGCCCCUAACAGCCGCUUUUCUCUCUCGCUCACCUCUCCUGUUCCCAUCUCUUUCAUGAGCGACCCUCUUGCUGUACAACUCAACGAUCUUGCUACAGCAAACUCCGACGGUCUUCUCAAUGAAGAGGAAUAUCGCCUCCUGCGUCAGAAUUUAUUUGAACGGUACGCCGGAGGGACUGAAGUGCCCUCCGUCAAUACUUCUUUCUCACUGAAGCCUCGAACUAUCGAACCCACUUUGAAAAGAGUCGAGUUCGUGCAGCAAACACCUUCAAGACCACCCCAUCACCGUUCCAAGCUCUCUGGGGUUGCACUGCUCCUUCGACGUGCUGCCAGUCGCAAGGCGGUGCCGGGUCCUUCCUCCCCUCACAAUGUCAUCAGAUUGAAUCUAUUUCCACGAGUGUUCUCCAAAAGGCGGGCCGGCGAAUCUCUAGACAAACCAAGGUCCUCUGCCGAAAUGAAGGGAGCAUCCAGCCCAACUCGUCUGCCACAACCCAAGGACAAGUUCGAUAUAUCAAUGGCAUCUCCAUCGAGAUCUGCAUAUGCGACUCGUCCAUCGAACGAUGUGAUCCCGCAGGUGAACGUCGACACAUUCGACGACAGCAAUCUGCACACGGUUGAGGACAUUCAGAAAGCCAUUUAUAUCGUCGAGGAAGAGAGCCGUCGCCUGAUUGCGGCCUUCAAUAACCUCGAAACCAGUGCAGUCAUACGAUAUCGGCAAUUGCACUCAAGCUCGCCUGCUUCUAAUCACCGGCCGCAGCCUAGCCUGUCUCAUUCUCGAUCAACUGUCUAUCACAUGUCCCCCAGAUCAACAUCUGUACCAGACACCCAAUCUGUGCGAUCUAGCAGUUCUCUUCGGACUACGAAGUCGACAGCAUCCCUGUUCCAAAGUGCUGAGGCGCCCCCCUCUUCUUUACCCCGCACAACCACACAGAUAACCCGCAAGGGAUCCAUAUCGUCUCUCUCCUCCUCGUUUCUCAGUGUUGGGCGCUCGGCAGUUGCCGGGCUGAGCCACAACCGUUCUGUGUCACAUGCCAGUCACAGCGCUACCCACCUCCCCCUCCGCACCGCCGGAACAAUGAUGGAGAUACUCAAUCCAAACACACCGCUGGGAGAAGGCGGCGGCGAACUUGCUGACGUCCGCCGGAGACGACAGGAAGUGAUGGACAGGUGCGAAGCCCGGCUGAGCUUUCUGCGCGCCAAGUUGAAGAGUAUCGAGCUGCGCGCGAAACUGAUGCGGCACUGA